UGUUGGGUUCUUCGUGUUUCUCGGUUUGGGGGAUUGUGCGCAAGUUUUCUUGAGUGUUAGAGGGGUCCACGUACACAUAAAAAAUAAGCUCAUUUCUAAUAUUUAUAUCUUUGAAAAAAAUGAGAAAGAUAUUUUCAACAGCUGAAAUUAAGACAACCAAAAGAUGAUGCGGGUCAGAUCACAAACAAACGCAAAAUGAGAUUGCGUAAGCCCUAAUCCCUUGACUAGUAUUGAAAUAGACCUACCGGAGGUAUAUAUAUUCCAAAAUGAUAUGUGACUGGUUCAUAAGCUCAUGUUGUUCACUGAACCCUGCUACAUGAUGAGAUUUCUAGUCGUGUUAGUUUUUGUUGGAGUCAUCAGAGUCGGCUGUUUUUCAACAGUCAGGAACAAUCUUGGAGCUCAAAAUGUGGAAGAAAGGUCUGCGCAGUUCACAAAGGAUGAUAAGGGUGACAAACGCCAUUUUUACCGAUACCUUGACGUUAAUCAAAAUGGCAUACUGGAAAGAAGAGAGUAUAUCGACUUGGUAAUCCAGAGAGCAAAACGCCACUUAGACGCCGAGAGACAAUCUGAACUAGACGAUAUCAUGAAUGAAGCUUGGCUGGAUUUCUUGUCCAACGAAGGAGAUAACUAUCCUGAGUCGGUCAAACUAAACCCGGGCGAUACAGAAGAACACCUUACACCUAGAAGACGUCGGCAACAUAGAAUUUUCAUAAGAGCCCUUUUCGUUAUUUUUGACUCUGACGCAGACGAGAAGUUGGACAACCAAGAGCUGGUGCGUUUCUUUGAAGUUUUCCAAGUCCCGGCGGCUGAACUUGGUCUGUCCUUUGACCACAUUGACACAAACCAAAACGGCGCGAUUGACAAGAGCGAGUUUCUUGAACUGGCGGAUUAUGCAAGUUUUCUGGGGUGUUGGAAGCAAUCCGGGCUUUCAACGUGUAAACAUAGAAAAUAAGUACAUUUGCAAAGUUUGUAUCUCUGAAAAAAAACGAGAAAGAUAUUUUCAACAUUUGAAAUUAAAAUAUCCAAACUAUGAGGUUAUAAAAUGACGAGAUAUUGGAUGCUUCGCCAGCUAGGUGGUUCAAUUCACUAUUACUGACAUUAAUUUCUACUAAUUACUACUAUCAAAGUCGGCUAUUUUUCAACAACAGGUUAUCACGGUAUCAUUUAUUCAGAAAUAAGGCAACCAGCACUCUCUAACCACAGACUGUCCAUGUAACAUAAAAUCUCAAUGGCAAUCUUGUACUCAACUUAACUUGCUGUCUACUAGGGGUGUGUGGGAGUAGCACAUUAUUAUCU
This is a messenger RNA of Lingula anatina, 1296 nucleotides long. RefSeq lists its product as uncharacterized. Lineage: Eukaryota; Metazoa; Brachiopoda; Lingulata; Lingulida; Lingulidae. Gene Ontology annotation, molecular function: calcium ion binding. The record is from RefSeq and is a predicted model, not a curated record.